Schistocerca nitens (vagrant locust) is the source of this 1110-nucleotide messenger RNA. RefSeq lists its product as uncharacterized. The transcript has a single exon. The record is from RefSeq and is a predicted model, not a curated record. Lineage: Eukaryota; Metazoa; Arthropoda; Insecta; Orthoptera; Acrididae. Bases 1 to 1110 code for a protein of 369 amino acids.
AUGAUGCUACAACUGGAAUCGAGCACUACAACUAGAGUUGAAAGUGAAGUUGGAGGUUUAAGUGGAGGUGUAAGACUAGGGGGAACUGAAAAAGGAAAUGGAGGUGGAGCUGGAGGUAGAGUUGGAACUGAAGAUGGAGACAGAACUGGAGAUGGGGGUGAAACUGGAGAUGGGGGUGCAAGAGGAGGUGGAGGUGGAAGUGGAGAUGAAAGUGGAGGUGGUGAUGGAGAUGGAAGCGGUGGUGGAGGUGGGGGUGUUCGGAGAGGCAGAGGUGCUGUUGGCAGUGGAAGUCGAAAUGAAGGCAGGGGUAGUGGUACAGCUGAAGGUGGACAUUUAGGUAGAGAUGGAGGUGGAGGCGUUGGUGGCAGAAUGGGUAAUGUAGGUGGGCACAGAGGUGGAGUUAGUGGUGGAACUGUUGUUGGAGGUGAAGAUCGUGAUCGAAGUGGUGGCAGACGAAAUAGUGGUAGAGGUGAUGGAAAUGUUGGUCGAGGUGUAGCUGGCAGUGGAGUUGGAGGUGGAGGUAGAGGUGGAGGUGGAGAAGGAGGUAGAAGUAAAUUUGGAGCUCCUGGAAGUGGAGCUGGUGUAGGAGUUAGUGGAAAUGGAGGUGGACAUAGAAGUGGAGGUGUUGGAGGAAUUGGUGAUCGAAGUGGAAGUGGGAGUGAAGGUGGUCUUAGAUGGAAUAGUACUAAGGGUGGUGAUGAUGCUGGUGAAAAUGGGCGCAGAAGUGAAUGGGGAGGUGGACGAGGAGAUGGACAUAGAGGUGGAGGUAGAGGUGACGAUGGAGAAGGAGGUAGAAGUAGAGUUGAAGUUGCAGGAAGUGGAGUUGGAUUAGGGGUUGGAAUUGGGGUUGGAGUGGGAGUAGGAGUUGGAAUUGGAGUAGGAGGUGGAGUUGGAGUUGGAAUUGGAAUUGGAGGUGAACCUAGGGAUGGAAGUGGAGAUGGUCACAGGAGUGAAGAUAGAAUGCGUUUAGUACCUGACCGUCCAUGCAUGCCAGGGAAUGUGGUCUUUCGAAACCACACCUAUAACUGCUUUUGUUUAGGCGACAGUGAGAAAGUUUUAUGCCUUGAUCUGGAAGUCAGAGCUAUAGGCAAAGGUGAGGUGACUCCUUAG